Endocarpon pusillum Z07020 is the source of this 411-nucleotide messenger RNA. RefSeq lists its product as uncharacterized. The transcript has 2 exons. NCBI's taxonomy places the organism in Eukaryota, Fungi, Ascomycota, Eurotiomycetes, Verrucariales, Verrucariaceae. The record is from RefSeq and is a predicted model, not a curated record. The coding region runs from base 1 to 411 and encodes 136 amino acids.
AUGGCCCACACCUCCACCUCCACCGACCGCUCGCAACGACGACCCUCAGAGCCCUACCUCUCCUCCCUAAUCCGCUGGCUCCAACUCAAAAAGUACCAAUACGAAGUCACCUUCUCGCUGUACAUGCUUACAUCAACCGAGAAAUUUAUCUUUAAUUUCGUCCUCUUCGUCCUGAUCUCCAUGCUCGUCGCAGCAGCGUCGAUGUAUCUGCCGAAUCAUGUUGUGAUUAUCUAUCGGCGGAUAUGGUAUUAUGUGCAUGGGGAGAUUGCUAGUAUCACCAAAUCAGCCUCUGGUGGUGGUGGUGGUGUUGGUGGAGUGGGGGAUGUGGUGAAGACUAGUAUUGAUGGGUUGGGGACGAGUAGGGGGGUGGAUGUGGUGACUGCUACGUCGAGGGGGCUGGGGGAGCUUUGA